Suricata suricatta (meerkat) is the source of this 3259-nucleotide messenger RNA. It is a transcript of the gene ISLR2, whose product is annotated as immunoglobulin superfamily containing leucine rich repeat 2. Gene Ontology annotation, biological process: positive regulation of axon extension. The transcript has 2 exons. Gene Ontology annotation, cellular component: cell surface. Gene Ontology annotation, molecular function: protein binding. The coding region runs from base 9 to 2045 and encodes 678 amino acids. Lineage: Eukaryota; Metazoa; Chordata; Mammalia; Carnivora; Herpestidae. The record is from RefSeq and is a predicted model, not a curated record.
GAUCCGCGAUGGUGCCCUUGCGGGCUCUGUGGCUGGCCUGGGCUCUGCUAGGAGUGGCGGGAGCUUGCCCAGAGCCGUGCGCCUGCGUGGACAAAUACGCACACCAGUUUGCCGACUGCGCCUACAAGGAGCUGCGCGAGGUGCCAGAAGGACUGCCGGCCAACGUGACCACGCUUAGUCUGUCGGCCAACAAGAUCACCGUGCUGCGGCGUGGGGCCUUUGCCGACGUCACGCAGGUCACGUCCCUGUGGCUGGCGCACAAUGAGGUGCGCACGGUGGAGCCGGGCGCGCUGGCGGUGCUUAGCCAGCUCAAGAACCUCGACCUGAGCCACAACCUCAUAUCCAGCUUCCCAUGGAGCGACCUGCGUAACCUGAGCGCGCUGCAGCUGCUCAAAAUGAACCACAACCGCUUGGGCUCGCUGCCACGGGACGCACUCGGAGCGCUGCCCGACCUGCGCUCCCUGCGCAUCAACAACAACCGCCUCCGUACGCUGGCCCCUGGCACCUUCGACGCGCUAAGCGCGCUGUCACAUCUGCAACUCUAUCACAACCCCUUUCACUGCGGUUGCAGCCUCGUGUGGCUGCAGGCCUGGGCCGCAAGCACCAGGGUUUCCUUACCAGAGCCCGACUCCAUCGCGUGCGCCUCGCCUCCUGCGCUGCAGGGGGUGCCGGUGCAUCGCCUGCCCGCCCUGUCCUGUGCACCACCCAGCGUGCGUCUGAGUGCUGAGCCGCCGCUGCCGGAGGCACCAGGCAGCCCCUGGCCCGCGGGCCUGGCGCUCCUGCUACACUGCUUCGCGGAAGGACACCCCACGCCCCGCCUGCAAUGGCAACUUCAGAUCCCGGGUGGCACCGUAGUCUUAGAGCCUCCCGUCCAGAGCGGGGAGGAUGACGGGGAUGGGGCGGAAGACGGGGAGGAGGAAGGAGAUGGGGACGGGCCAACGCAGACGGAGGCCCCAAUCCCGACUCCAGCACCCGCUUGGCCCGCGCCCCCAGCCAACCCCCGCUUCCUGGCGCUCACAAACGGCUCGCUAUUGGUUCCCCUCCUGAGUGCCAAGGAAGCAGGUGUCUACACCUGCCGUGCUUACAACGAGCUGGGUGCCAACUCCACGUCACUACGCGUAGCAGUGGCGGCUUCUGGGCCCCCCAAAUACGCUCCUGGCUCUGGGGGAGACUCUGAUGGGCAGGCCCCUACUUCUGAGCGCAAGUCCACAGCCAAAGGCCGGGGCAACAGCGUCCUACCCUCCAAACCCGAGGGCAAAAUCAAAGGCCCAGGCAUGGUCCGGGUUAGCGUCCUCGGCGAAACGGAGGCGGGGCCGGAGGAGGAGGAGGAGGCAGGUGAAGGAGACGAGGCAGAAGACCAGGGGCGGCCCGGGCGGCGGCGGCCGCUGCGCCUACUCUAUCUGUGCCCAGCGGGGGGCGGCGCAGCUGUACAGUGGUCGCGGGUGGAGGAGGGCGUCAACGCCUAUUGGUUCCGCGGCCUGCGGCCUGGCACCAACUACUCAGUGUGCCUGGCGCUGGCAGGCGAGGCCUGCCACGUGCAGGUGGUGUUUGCCACCAAGAAGGAGUUGCCCUCGCUGCUGGUUAUCGUGGCGGUGAGCGUGUUCCUCCUGGUGCUGGCCACCGUGCCUCUGCUGGGGGCCGCCUGCUGCCAUCUGCUGGCCAAACACCCGGGUAAGCCCUACCGCCUUAUACUGCGGCCACAGGCCCCAGACCCCAUGGAGAAACGCAUCGCCGCAGACUUUGACCCGCGUGCGUCCUACCUCGAGUCCGAGAAAAGCUACCCGGCAGGCGGUGAGGCAGACGUCGUGGAGCCUGAGGAGGCUCCCGGGGAGGGCCUUGAUGAAGACGCGGAGCAGGGGGACCCAGGUGGGGACCUGCAAAGGGAGGAGAGCCUGGCGGCCUGCUCGCUGGUGGAAUCCCAGUCCAAGGCCAACCAAGAGGAGUUCGAGGCGGGCUCUGAGUACAGUGAUCGGCUGCCCCUGGGCGCCGAAGCCGUCAACAUCGCCCAGGAGAUUAAUGGCAACUACAGGCAGACGGCAGGCUGAACCCCCAGCCCUACUGGCCCGCCCAUUCCCAUCCCUCCCCCUUGGGUGCCUGGGAGCUGAAGCCUAGGGCUGGCAGGACGCAAGCCUCCCCACUUCCCAGCCCCCUCCCACAACCUUCACUUACUCCGCCCCUUUACUAGCCCCAACCUUCACUACUGGGUACUUCUAGUGGGGAGUGGGGCGACUUCACCAGUCCCAGGCCACCCACUACUGUCAUUGUCCUUGUGGGCUCAGUUCCACUCCAUGGCAAGCACAGUUACUAGCUCUGCCGCAGACUGAAGUGAAAUCCACAGCUCUUCAUUCCCACCAAUUGUUAUCUGCGAAAUCUGCUCCGCAGCCUGCCGCACCAUGGGCUCUGGGACCAGAGGAAGUGGGAGAAGACUUGGAAACCUUCGGUGGCAACUCUGGCAGGGAUUCAGCCUGGGCCCCUCCGCACAUGUCCCUUGCGUGGAGCGCUGUAGGGUCCUAGACUCCUACUCCGCCUUUUCUGGGGUGCGAGUCCAGAAAUUCAGACUCGGUGGCAACUCCCUAGUUUUAGUUUCAAAGCCCUCUUCCGACUGGGAAACAAACCCUGCUGACCCCCUGCUCCCAAUCCGCUUCUGAUCUGCUUGAGCCAAGCCGGUCGCCUGCGGCGCCUUUCAGCUCUGAACUCUGAUUUUCAUAUUUUCGUGGGGGGGGGGUUGUUUUGUUUUUUUCAAAGACAGCGACACUCCGGGUCUGGUGCUAACACUCCCUUCCCAGCCUCUGGGAAAAUUGGGUGUGUGUGAGAGGAGGGGGGAGGAUCCGUUUUCUCCCUCCUUCUCUGCUAACUUAAGCGCCCAGGUACGCCCCCCUUUUAAUGCAGAGAGUGUGGGCUUGGUCCCGGGCGAAUUUCGUUGUGGGUGAGUUGGGGGUUUCGGAGAUCCGAGCUCUCAGCAGCUCUGCUGCCGCUGAUGCACGUGGCCCUCGGCUCGACGAGGCUGGGAGCAAAGGAAGCCCGCUGCGGUUUCGCCUAAGCGCUUGCACCCUGUUUCGCACAACGCCUGCGUGUGACCCUGCGGCGGGAUCCGGAUGAAGAAAAGCCCCUGGGUCCUGGAGUCUCCCCGCCCCGCCCCUCCUUCCACAAGAACAGUAUUUGCCUGGCGUGUAGUCCUAGACGAGUGCUCUGUAGGAGAAGUCUGUGUUCUGUAAAGUGUGACCGUGUAGGGUAGGGGGGCGGGCGGGCAGGCAGGUGG